Effrenium voratum is the source of this 2385-nucleotide messenger RNA. Lineage: Eukaryota; Dinophyceae; Suessiales; Symbiodiniaceae. The record is from the annotation of a GenBank genome assembly.
AUGAGACUGAGAAGAGCACUCCUUCGGAAGACCAAGCCCGACACGGAGAUCAACACGCCUGUGGGCGGCAUCGUCGCUUACUGGAGAUGGACUGCAAGGAGCGGCAAGAAGCGCGGCGGCUACAAGUUGGCACGACUCCUCGGGAGAGAUCCUAACGGCAAGGAGGACGUGGCCGCCCUGAGGGAUGCUUCGGACAACUUGCAGCAGAACAUUCUGGAGGAAGGAACCCUUCCUGAACCUCCAGAUGACGACUACGUGCACGAACCCGUGCCCGAGAUCCUUGUCCUCAACGGCAACCUGUCUACACGCCGGCAAGACGAAGGUCAAGAACGCCUACAGCCAAGCGGAGAACUACGGCACGUGAACUACUACCACCUACGUCAAGCGAACCUCAAGCACUACCGGAUCAGCAACCACUUCAACCACAACUCGAACCUCAAGCACUACCAGCAUCGAGCAGUGACUGAGAGCGCGGACAUUGGUGACCCACUACCAGCACCAUCGGAUGAGAACCUCAAGCCGGCCUACCAUCACGAUGACGGCGUGAUCCAAGCCCCACCUGGAUGGGAUGGUUCCAAUGAGAUCUAUAUGCCCAACAAUCCCAACCGUGCCUUCCUCGCCUACCAGCAGGAGAAGACCUACGUUGGCACUGGAGAGAGUGAGGAUGAAGAACCUGCUUGUGAAGACCUUCGAGAUGGGACACCAGGCUACCUCAAUGAGACCUUCCUCACCAGACAAGAGCAGAAGGCUUUGGACCGUGAGAUUCCCUGGCGAGACAUCGUCGACAAGGGCGGCAAGUACUUGGAGGCCUUCGUCAAGGCGGCCCAAGAAGAGGAGAAGAGCUGGAUGAGCUGGAACAGCGUGCGAGAAGUGGAACCAGAGCUCGCCCGCAAGAUCAUGGGAGAUCCCAGGAUGUCCAAGCGGAUCAUCAAGAGCCGGGCAGCAUACCGGGACAAGAAUAAGUCCCAAGGCGAACUGAAAGCCAAAUGCCGGGUCGUUGCCAUCGGAUGCUGUGACCCCGAUUUGCGGCAAUUGGCACUCCUGAGCAUCUACGCAUCUGGAGCCAACCAGAAGUUCAUGGGCCAGAAGGAGAGAUGGAUCCUGUGGUCAGGAGACGUCAAGACAGCAUUCUUGCAGGGAGUUCAAGAAGGGCGUCACCAACCUCUACUACUUCUACCACCACAGGACGGCAUCACCGCCAGAGCGUCCACAUUCCGUGGACUCCUGUACGAGAUCAAGGGCAACGUCUAUGGACUUGCAAAUGCUCCAAGGACCUGGGCACGAGAAGUGACGCGCAGGCUCCUUAACAGUGGCUUCAUCCGACACAGCCUCGACCACAUGGUCUUCUACAAGUUCGGCACGCUCAAGGGGCAGAAGCUACGGAAGUUGCUGUGCAUCGUCCUGGUGUAUGUUGACGACUUUCUCCUCACCGCCAACGAGCUCUACGACCGUGAAGAGGUCUUGGGCCUGUUUUCUUGGGGCUCUCAGACUCUUGCUAAGCUCAACGAGAGCUUCACCUUCAAGGGCAAGGAGAUAACCACCAUCGAGACCAAGGACGGCAUCUGCGUCAAGCUCAACCAACGCAAGUUCAUUGAGACCAUCACCUAUGGCAAGAUCAGCAAGCAAAGACUGCAGGGGCCGCCAGAACUUACCCCCGAGGAGAUUGCAGAGCACAGGUCAAAGUCCACCAUUCAGGACCUUCAGACGCUCUACGACACAGCCGACUUCCUCCACCGGAGCAAGGACGACGGCAUUGUCAUAGUGGGGCUCAAAUUGGAUGAGACGUCCAUCAUCGUCUCGUUCGCAGAUUCUUCAUGGGCCAAUGCAGAAGGACACGCAUCACAGCACGGAGCACUGACGCUGGUUUGCGAGCCUUCGAUCACCGAGCACAUCGGCCUUGGAACUAUGUUGGACUGGAAGUCCUCGCGCUCCACCCGGGUCUGCAGAAGUACGCUUGCCGCGGAAGCUAGUGCUGCAGACAUGUCAGUUGACAGAAGCUCGUACAUGAAUUUGGCAUUGUCCGAGCUGAUGCAGGACACCCCUUCCUUUCGUGUGUCCACCCCACUGCGCAUGAUCCAGAUCACAGAUUGCAAGAGCUUGUACGACUGCAUCGCUGCGGAGAACCCCAACACAGAAGACAAGCGGACCAUAGUGACUAUCCGCAGCACGCAGCAGUACAUCAACCGCGACAACAUCUACUGGGUGCCAACGAAGCUGCAAUGGGCUGACAGCUUGACCAAGAUCAGCCGCGUUUUGAUGGAGCAGUUCACUGAAUGGCUUCAGCGGCCGGCGCCCAGAGCCAUAGACUUUCAUUUGCAGAGGAAAACCAGGUGCAGCGCGCCAUGGAUGGAGACACUUCGCAUCGAGCGGCACAUGCCGAAGUAA